Diprion similis is the source of this 1965-nucleotide messenger RNA. RefSeq names its product monocarboxylate transporter 9-like. Lineage: Eukaryota; Metazoa; Arthropoda; Insecta; Hymenoptera; Diprionidae. Gene Ontology annotation, molecular function: monocarboxylic acid transmembrane transporter activity. The transcript is spliced from 8 exons. Bases 396 to 1886 code for a protein of 496 amino acids. The record is from RefSeq and is a predicted model, not a curated record. Gene Ontology annotation, biological process: monocarboxylic acid transport; transmembrane transport.
AGUGAAGCUGGCCAUUCGCCUCACGUUGUGUUCUGCUGUGACGCGCUUGAUUCGUAAGUAGUUGGCCCUGUUGGCUUGCAUACGACUCCAAACCGUCGUGACGCGGUGACAGUACGUUUCAAUUAUUUAUAGUCGGACGAUAUAAGUGUGACUAGUGUUUUUCCACUCUCAUUGUUUAAUGUGAGACUAACUAUUCAACAGAAUGCUGAUAAUCGGAGUUGAGAACGAAGGCCUUCUACGAAAAGACGUGAAUAUCGAGCAAACAUUGAAACAAGCAUUUCGUUCCCCGUAUCUACUACAUAAGGCUGCAGGGUAAUUCUUGUACAGCAUUGAUUUCGAAAAAUGGGGGAAGAUUUUACGAGAAAGAAAACUAGAAACAAAUUUUGACCCUGAAGAUGUCCGGUGCCCCUGACGGAGGCUGGGGAUGGAUCGUCGUGGCCGCCGUCACCAUCAGUAACCUGGCGCUCUUACCGAUUCAACAAAGCUUCGGUCUCGUGUUUGAGAGCCGGUUUUCUGAGCUAGGAAUGACGGCGACAGAGACGUCAUUCAUUUUCUCUUUCACCGCGGCAAUUAUGUGUAGUCUGGGACUGAUAAACGGACCUCUGAUGAAGAAAUUCUCGUUCCGAACCGUCGCCUACUUGGGAACGACUUUCAUCUUCUUCGGAAUCUGUCUUGCCGCCUUUGCCGAAUCUUUGGGGACCAUAAUCGCCGCCUACUGUAUUUUCAUAGCCAUCGGACAAGGCAUGAUGUAUUCCGCGAUCAGCUUGGCUCUGAACACAUACUUCUCUAAGAAACGGAGCGUCGCAAUGGGCCUGACGAUUACACUCACUGGUUUGGGUCCGAUAUUGAUGCCUCAACUGAUCGUCAGGUUUCUGAAUUCCUACGGAACGACGGGAACGAUACUGAUUCUUGCCGCAAUUGCGCUGCACUCGUUUAUCGGGGCGAGUCUCCUGCGUCCUCUGGAUACAAACAUCAAGAUUUCGGACGUGGAACUAGUCCCAGUUGUUCCUGGAGACCCGGAAGCUCCGAGUCACGACAUAGAAACCGGCAAUAAAACCGAGACCGCCAAUGAUCUCAGCAGAAGUGCCGCCAGCGCUGCUCCGGAAGAGGUCAAGCUAGUCGCCAACCUUCGCGGGAAUGAAAACAGGGAUAAACAACGCCAUGCCAGCGUAGUCGAUGACAACUUAAUGCCUCGUGUCGAAACAUGUAUGACAUACUGUCGUCACAUACUGUCGAAAAUUGCAGCCAGCCUCGAGCUUGAUCUUCUCCGUAACAAUCACUUCCUGGUCAUCAUCCUCGGAAUGGGGAUAACACUCGUAUCCGAGUACAAUUUCAACUCGAUGAUACCCUUGAUACUCUCAGAACUGGCGAACCUCACACCCCCCGAAGUCGCGACGGUAAUGUCUGUCCAGGCCUCGGCUGACAUAACUGGAAGACUCUGCGUUCCACUGAUCACCCAAAAGUUCGGCUGGCCUUCCAUGAACCUCUACGCCGUUUCCUUGUUGGGCUCAAUCCUAGGACGAUCAGUCCUCGCAACGUGGAGCAGCUCGUACACGGUAAUAAUUGCGUCUUCUGUCCUCCUCGGGAUCGCCAAAGGUACCAAGGCCGUAUUUCAAGCUCUGGUUGUCCCAGACAAUGUUCCUUUGGCAAGGUUACCCGCAGCUUCCGGUCUCCUGAUGGUCUGCAAUGGUGUCCUGUCGAUAACCCUGGGCCCACUGAUAGGCUUGGUGCACGACAAGACACACAGCUACGUGGGAGCUCUUCAUUUCACAUCGGCCCUGAGCCUUUCCUGCAUACUUCUAUGGAUCGGCGAACACGUGUACAACUCGAGCAGGAAAACUUCAAAGGAACCGAACGAAGACGGGAAAAACUGUGAGGAAAACUAGUCAACUUAUGAGUCGCGUACAGCUGUGGGUCCACGAAGACUCUUGUAAAAUUGCAUAAUGAGUUGGAAAUAAUGAAUCG